AUGUCUGGCCGUCCGAGUCGCGCCAAAUCAUGGCGUAUGGCGUCUUCGCUCUCCCUCUUUUUCCUUGCUUUCCUUGCUCUGUUUUGUUUAUGUCCCGCUGUUGCAGCGGGUUCGAACAGUGAAUACGACUUGGGAACAACUUAUUCGUGUGUCGGCGUUCAACGCGGUGGUCGUGUCGAAAUUAUUGCCAAUGACCAGGGUCAUCGUAUAACACCCUCAUGGGUCAGCUUCACUGAUGACGAGCGGCUAGUUGGUGAUAGCGCCAAGAACGCGUUCCAUUCAAAUCCGACUAACACUGUAUUCGACGCUAAACGUCUCAUUGGUCGAAAAAUGGACGACUUGGAAUUAAAGCGUGACAUCAAACACUUUCCCUUCGACAUUGUUGACAAGGGUGGUAAACCCGCUAUUUCCAUAGGUUACAAGGGCGAUACACGCCAAUUUACUCCAGAGGAGAUCAGCGCCAUGAUUCUGACGAAGAUGAAGGAGACCGCGGAAGCCUAUCUCGGCGAGAAGGUUACUCACGCAGUAGUAACUGUCCCCGCAUACUUCAAUGACGCCCAGCGUCAAGCCACGAAGGAUGCUGGUACGAUUGCCGGGUUAAACAUUCUUCGUAUUAUCAACGAGCCUACCGCUGCCGCUAUCGCCUAUGGUCUUAACAAGAAGGGGGCGAGAGGAACUUUCGAUGUUUCUUUGCUUUCGAUCGAUGACGGUGUCUUUGAGGUCCUGGCAACUGCUGGUGAUACCCACCUUGGUGGUGAGGAUUUCGACAACCGUGUCAUCGACUAUCUGGUCAAACAGUAUAAGAAGAAGACUGGAACUGACGUCACCAGCAACCUCCGCGCCAUGGGCAAGCUAAAGCGCGAGGUGGAGAAGGCCAAGCGCACUUUGUCGAGCCAACAAUCGACUCGCAUCGAAAUCGAAUCCUUCGAGGAUGGCAACGAUUUCUCAGAGACGCUCACUCGCGCUAAAUUCGAAGAGCUCAACAUGGAUCUGUUCCGCAAGACUAUGAAGCCCGUUGAGCAGGUACUGAAGGAUGCGAAGAUCAACAAAGAGGACGUUGACGAGGUUGUCCUUGUUGGUGGCUCGACCCGCAUUCCCAAGGUUCAACAACUCCUCAAGGAGUAUUUCGGCAAAGAGGCGUCAAAGGGUAUCAACCCCGAUGAGGCUGUUGCUUACGGGGCUGCUGUCCAGGGUGGUAUCCUCUCCGGUGAGGAGGGCACCGAAGAUGUUGUCUUGGUCGAUGUUAAUCCUUUGACACUUGGCAUUGAGACCACCGGUGGCGUCUUCACCAAACUCAUUCCCCGCAACACUGUCAUUCCCACUCGCAAGUCGCAGAUCUUCUCAACGGCUGCUGACAACCAGCCUACUGUCCUGAUCCAGGUCUUCGAGGGUGAGCGAUCAUUGACUAAGGACAACAACCUCCUUGGCAAGUUCGAACUCUCGGGUAUUCCCCCUGCUCCUCGUGGUGUUCCUCAGAUUGAGGUUACAUUCGAGAUCGACGCCAACGGUAUAAUGAAGGUCGGUGCCGCUGAUAAGGGAACUGGUAAAUCUCAAUCAAUCACGAUUACGAAUGAGAAGGGUCGUCUCUCUAAGGAGGACAUUGAGCGCAUGGUCCGCGAGGCCGAAGAUUUCGCCUCUGAGGACGAAGCUAACCGCAAGCGCAUUGAGUCUCUCAACGCCCUGUCCACGUUCGUUUACGGACUCAAGUCACAACUCGGUGACCAGGCCGGGCUUGGCGGCAAGAUCGACGACGAGGACAAGAAGACCCUCCUCGCGACCAUCAAGGAGGCCACGGAGUGGAUUGAUGACAACGGCCAGAGUGCCUCCACUGAGGAGUUCGAAGAGAAGCUGUCGGAGAUUCAGAGCGUCGUUAGUCCCAUCACGAGCAAGCUCUACAAUGGAGGAGGUGCAAGCGAACCCGAGGAUGAUGAACCUUAUUAUGACCACGAUGAGCUGUAA
This is a messenger RNA of Suillus subaureus, 1959 nucleotides long. RefSeq names its product heat shock protein 70 family. Bases 1 to 1959 code for a protein of 652 amino acids. NCBI's taxonomy places the organism in Eukaryota, Fungi, Basidiomycota, Agaricomycetes, Boletales, Suillaceae. Gene Ontology annotation, biological process: protein refolding; endoplasmic reticulum unfolded protein response; cellular response to unfolded protein. Gene Ontology annotation, molecular function: ATP binding; heat shock protein binding; ATP hydrolysis activity. Gene Ontology annotation, cellular component: cytoplasm; endoplasmic reticulum lumen; membrane. The transcript has 9 exons. The record is from RefSeq and is a predicted model, not a curated record.